UGCUGACCCGUCUAAAACCCUAACCCCCAAAACCCAACUUCAUUUUUUACCUCUUCGUCUCUCGCACUCUCAGAGAGGGACAGAGAAGAAGCCUGGCUGGUCAUCAAUGGCAAUGGAGACAAUAAGCGAAGAGUCUGGGCCCGAAGCCCUGCAGCGCCUGAGGGGCACGGACCCGCCGGUGUGGCUGGCGCCGAGCCCCGCGCUCUCUCAAAUGGCUCGAGCCGCCUCGGAGCACCUCUUCGCGUCGCUCAGGCCAUUCACGCCCAAAACGCCCUUCGACAAGCUCUUGACCAAGGGUUUCGACGCCGAGCAGGUAUGGCAGCAAAUCGACCUCCAAGCGCUUCCCCUUCUGUCAACUCUCCGCCGCGAUGUGAAACGGUUCGAGAAGAACCCAAAAGAGAUCUCGAAGCUCAAGAAGGUUCUAGAGGUUGCAAAGAAGGAACCAGAGGGUGGGAGGAGUGUCGUGGAAGAGGAAAGUGAGGAUUUUGAUGGAUUUGAUGAGGAAUUGGAUGAGGAGGAGGAGGAGGAAGAGGAAGAGGGGGAGAGGGGGAGUGAGGGUGGAGAGGAGGAAGAGGAAGGUGCAGGUGGUGGGAUUGAAGAUGGGUUUUUGAAGAUAAAGGAAUUGGAGGAGUUUUUGGAGGAGGAUGAAGCUAGGGAAUAUGGGUUAAAGAAGAAGGACAAGAAAGAGGUGAAGAAAGUUGAUGGGUUGGGUCUGAAUGACGACGAUGGUGAAGGUGAAUAUGAAGAUGAAGAUGAAGAUGAAGAUGAUGAAGAUGAUGAUGAGCUUGGAGAUUUUGGGCAUGGUGACGAUGAAGAUGCGGACAAGUUGGCGAGUUAUGGAGAUUUUUUUGGCGCUAAGAAGAAAAAGGCUGCCAAACAAAAAUCAGAAUUGAAAGAUGUGUCAGAAGAGUCAGACAUGGAUGAUGAACAAGAAGAAGAUGAUAAUACAUUUGAAAAUAAGAAGCAAGAGACUGUUUCCACCCAUGAAAAAGAACUUGAGAAGCUUCGAUCUACAAUAGAGCAGAUGGAAAAAGCAAACCUGGAUCCAAAAGCGUGGACUAUGCAGGGAGAGGUAACUGCUGCAAAAAGGCCAUUGAACAGUGCAUUAGAGGUUGAUCUUGAUUUUGAGCACAAUGUGAGACCUGCCCCUGUAAUCACUGAGGAAGUUACAGCAUCACUUGAAGAUUUGAUAAAGAAAAGGAUCCUUGAGGGGCGGUUUGAUGAUGUUCAAAAGGCUCCCAUGUUGCCCUCUAAAGCACCGAGAGAAGUUAAAGAGUUGGAUGAGAAUAAGAGCAAGAAGGGUCUUGCUGACAUCUAUGAGGAAGAAUAUGUUCAGAAGACAGAUCUGGCUUCUGCCCCGUUGUCAUUCAAGGAUGAACAGAAGAAAGAGGCAAGUAUGUUGUUCAAGAAGGUUUGCUUAAAGCUGGAUGCUCUUUCUCAUUUCCACUUUGCUCCCAAACCUGUUAUAGAGGACAUGUCUAUACAAGCAAAUGUCCCCGCUCUAGCAAUGGAAGAGAUUGCACCUUUGGCAGUCUCGGAUGCAGCUAUGCUGGCUCCUGAGGAAGUGUUUAGCGGCAAAGGAAAGAUUAAAGAAGAAGCUGAGCUUACGCAGGCAGAGAGAAAGAGGAGGAGAGCUAAAAAGAAAAGGAAAAUUAAAGCUGAGGCAGCUAGACGAACUGCAAAGAAGCCACGAGACAGCACAUCCCUAAACCAUGAUCAUGACAAAGAAGGAAAAUGAGAUCUUGCAUACGAGAAAAGUGCAAGGGGCUCCUUAAAGCCUUCCUACUUCGAUUGUGGUUGCAACUCAAGGACAGCUAAGAUAAGGGAAAGCCAGAGAAGGAAGGAGAGGGUGGAGUUUCUCCCCCAAACAUCGCAUUCCCCCAGUUGUAGCUUACCCUUCUGACUUCUGGUGGAAUUGUAAAGAAACCCACAUGAAAGAGGAUGAAAAGGGUUGAAGCAUCAUAUCUUUCACUUGUCAUCUAUUAGAAUUCUGAGGUGAUCAAUUUUUGUUAUGUGAUUUUGUCUCUAAAUUAUUUUGCUAUCCUGGGUGCAUGCAGAUCCUAUUGAACAAGUAUAUUUCUUUAUGUCAGUUACAUUCUUUUA
This is a messenger RNA of Alnus glutinosa, 2103 nucleotides long. Its product is annotated as M phase phosphoprotein 10. Bases 107 to 1738 code for a protein of 543 amino acids. The transcript is spliced from 13 exons. The record is from RefSeq and is a predicted model, not a curated record. Lineage: Eukaryota; Viridiplantae; Streptophyta; Magnoliopsida; Fagales; Betulaceae. Gene Ontology annotation, cellular component: sno(s)RNA-containing ribonucleoprotein complex; Mpp10 complex; nucleus. Gene Ontology annotation, biological process: rRNA processing.